Priapulus caudatus is the source of this 396-nucleotide messenger RNA. RefSeq names its product mitochondrial metal transporter 2-like. Lineage: Eukaryota; Metazoa; Priapulida; Priapulimorpha; Priapulimorphida; Priapulidae. Gene Ontology annotation, molecular function: monoatomic cation transmembrane transporter activity. The record is from RefSeq and is a predicted model, not a curated record. The transcript has a single exon. The annotation marks the transcript as partial. Gene Ontology annotation, cellular component: membrane. Gene Ontology annotation, biological process: transmembrane transport; monoatomic cation transport.
GUGUUAACGCAUUCUCAAGCCUUGAUUGCUGAUGGAAUACAUACCUUGUCCGACCUUGCCAGUGAUUUCAUGGUGCUGUUUGCGGCUAAGUUGGCCAGUAAAGAUGCAGAUGAAGACCAUCCCUAUGGGCAUGAUCGCAUUGAAACGGUGGCAACGGUUAUCUUAGGUCUUGCCUUGGCAAGUGUUGCGGUUGGCAUCGGCAUGAAUGCUUUUGAUCGUAUCACCCACCCAGAAAAACUGCUUCAGCCUACGCCAUUGGCGAUUAUCUUCGUACUCUUGGGAAUUAUUGCUAAAGAGGGCUUGUACCAUUAUACGAUGCAUGUGGCUAAAAAAAUCAACUCCAAUUUACUCAAGUCUAAUGCCUGGCAUCAUCGUUCGGAUGCUUUUUCAUCCUUG